Phlebotomus papatasi is the source of this 2196-nucleotide messenger RNA. RefSeq names its product gustatory and odorant receptor 22-like. Lineage: Eukaryota; Metazoa; Arthropoda; Insecta; Diptera; Psychodidae. The transcript is spliced from 3 exons. Gene Ontology annotation, biological process: sensory perception of taste. Gene Ontology annotation, cellular component: axon; neuronal cell body; dendrite. The record is from RefSeq and is a predicted model, not a curated record. Bases 1 to 1365 code for a protein of 454 amino acids.
AUGUUUCGUAUCCGUGAAUCUGACAUUGAGGAAGCCAUCAAUCAUUCCCUGCUCCAUGGGGAUAUGAAUAGGGUUUGGGAUAUCUCUCAGAAGGGCCAAAGGAUCACAGGAACUGUGGAUCCCCAACUGGUACAACGGGAAAAAGAUCGCUCACUCAGGGCUCAACUGAGUUCAGCCAAUGGAGAUACUGUGGAAAUCCACGAUCAGUUCUAUCGGGAUCACAAGCUCCUUCUUGUGCUGUUUCGCGUGAUGGCCGUUAUGCCAAUCACGAGAUCCCAACCCGGAAGGAUCACUUUCAGCUGGACCAGUUCAGCCACAAUCUAUGCCAUCUUUUUCUACAUCGUAACUACAGCCAUUGUACUUAUCGUGGGCUACGAACGCGUACAAAUCCUUCAGACUACUCGAAAAUUCGAUGACUAUAUCUACGCAAUCAUUUUUGUGAUCUUCCUCGUGCCACAUUUCUUUAUUCCCUUCGUGGGAUGGGGUGUAGCCAACCAUGUUGCAGUCUACAAAACUAUGUGGGGGACUUUCCAGCUACGCUACUACCGCGUUACAGGAGAGAACCUGAAAUUCCCACACCUCAAAGUUCUGAUCGUGAUCAUAUCUGUUGGAUGUCUUUUGCUCGCAAUUUGCUUUCUCCUGUCCCUGAGUGCUCUCAUGGAGGGCUUUGCACUUUGGCAUACCUCUGCUUACUAUCACAUCGUCACGAUGAUCAACAUGAAUUGUGCGCUCUGGUAUAUCAAUUCCCGAGCCAUCCGAGAAGCUUCCAGGAGCCUCUCGAGAUGCUUCCGUCGGGAUGUCAAGAUUGAAUGCAAUGCUGCCAUGAUCUCAACUUAUCGUUUUCUCUGGCUCAAUCUCAGUGAAUUGUUGCAAACUCUGGGAAAUGCUUAUGCUAGGACCUAUUCCACUUACUGUCUCUUCAUGUUCGUCAAUAUAACUAUAGCAAUCUACGGAGCUUUGUCCGAAGUUCUGGAUCAUGGCUUUGGAUUCUCCUUUAAAGAAUUCGGUUUAAUUGUCGACGCAACCUACUGCUCCGUGCUACUCUUCAUUUUUGCCGAUUGCUCCCACAAUGCCACUCUCCAAGUGGCCCAAGGUGUCCAGGAUACUCUAUUGGAAAUCGAUUUGUUGAAUAUCGAUCAGCCCACCCACAAGGAGAUUGACUUAUUCAUUCAAGCCAUCGAAAUGAAUCCCGCCGUGGUGAGCCUGAAGGGAUACGCCAAUGUCAACCGAGAACUUCUAACAUCGUCCAUCACCACAAUAGCUAUUUACUUAGUUGUGCUACUUCAGUUUAAGCUUUCCCUCAUUCAGCAACAAGCUUUUGCAGCGGCUACAAGUGGGAAAGUGCUCAUUGAACAUCCGCAUUAGAAAGCAUUAAAAAUGUAUUAUUCAGUCGAUUUAGUCCUUUUUCCACUAAAGAAAUUUAUGCUGUGGAAAUGAUGGAUUAUGAAAUCAGACACAGUUGUUAUUGCAUGAGUUUUAGUUAAAAAGCUCGAUAAAAGUUUUCACUUUUAUCGAAUAUUAGAGAGAAUAAUUGAUAGCGUUCUAAUAGGUGCAUGCACUGAUAAUAAUACACCUGAAUCCUAAAGUUGCACCUUGUUCCUCUUGAUUUUUAUAGUUCACCAACUGUUAAGAUUCCCAUCAAUAAUUAUUUUUUAAAAACAAGGGGUGAGUAGCUUAGUUAAAUUUUUGUUAAUGAGUUAUUAUCAAACUUUUUAAUUUUCACUAAAGUGUAAUAAUAAAUUUUUGUAUAAGCUUAAAAUCAAUAAUUAAAAAUAAAGUUUCAAAGGACAAACAUAUUAAAAACGAACAUGAAAAGCAUAGGGGAAAGCGCGCUACCUUCGGACGACCCAAGCUUCGAACAACUCAUUUUAUUCAACACUCUUUUUAUUAAUUUGAUUCAUUCUAAUAUUACAUUUUAAAACCUAGUUUAUUGCCUCAAAUUUCCUGAAAAGACCCAUGGGUCAAGUCCAUUAAGAACAUAGAAAACAAAUUGAAUUGUCCGAAGCUUGAGUACUGCUACAGCUAAAGCUUUGCUUCUACUUUAAUUCAUAAAUAUGAACUUAAUAAAAGAUAGAAUAGCAGUUCCAUAUAGAUGAAUAUUAACAAGAAAUGAGGUAAAGGAGAAGUACUUGUAAUUUAGGACAGGGUGUAUGUAAACACAAAUGUCCGGUUGAAAUAUAAUAUUUUCAAUACAAA